Molecule: messenger RNA, 2885 nt
Organism: Daldinia decipiens
Lineage: Eukaryota; Fungi; Ascomycota; Sordariomycetes; Xylariales; Hypoxylaceae
Product: glycoside hydrolase family 16 protein
Exons: 8
Coding region: 509-2608 (699 amino acids)
Biological process (GO): glucan catabolic process
Molecular function (GO): hydrolase activity, hydrolyzing O-glycosyl compounds
Source: RefSeq, a predicted model, not a curated record
AUCGAUGUCAAUAUUGCAAUCUUCAAGAGACUACUAACCUAAUCAUUUAAGCUCUAACUAUGUAAUAUAUUAAAGACUUAGUAAUGAAGAUGACGAGAUAUCUUCAGGAACAAGUUUAGUAUCCAAGCUAAACCUAAGACCUUUCUCCGCGUUGCUAGAGCAUCUAUGUCUCACCCGCGUUAGCUAGAGCUUCCGCUGCAACUCCAGGUCUUAUUAGCAUUCUCGCUCCCACUGCCGCGUCUUUGUAUAGGCAUUCCACCAAAACCGCGACCAUGGCUAUAUCAACAAUUUACUUCAAAUACGGGCUUAAAGUCCUUCGGUUUGGUCUCCCAAUCUCAGGCCAGGUCGUUUCUUACAAUUCAUUCUUUUCUCUGCAAACAAGCUUAGUCACUCUUUUACCAUCAACUUCUCUUCUUACUUCGCUCUUUUCCGAGUCUUUAAGUCGCUCCUUUACUUUAUUCGAUAUUUUGGACAUUCAUUUGGAUUAGCAUUUGGAUUAGUCGCCGCAAUGGCAACGGGAUAUUCACUCUCUACACAUUAUGCCGGCCAGGGGUUGCUUGAUAGCUUCAGUUUCUUUACCGGGAACGAUCCCAGCCAUGGCUUUGUUGAUUACCAAAGUAAAGAGGACGCUUUAGCUAAGAACCUAGUUUCCGUUGAGACCGAUUAUAAUAGCGUGAGACUCGGCGUUGAUUCAAACAAUACAUAUUCUACUAGCGAUAAGGGGCGACCCAGCGUACGUCUAACGAGUGAUGAUGCGUUUACUCACGGUCUUUUUAUUGCGGAUAUCUAUCAUAUGCCAGCGUCGACAUGCGGCACUUGGCCUUCCUUUUGGGCUUUCAAUAACCAAGAUAACGGAGCAGAAUGGCCUUUGGGAGGUGAACUAGACAUCAUAGAUGGCGCCAAUACUGCCCAACGAAACUUAUACUCUGCUCAUACAACUACAGGAUGCAAAUCUCCCAGUGCUGGUUUCACUGGGAAGCAAGGUCGAGCAAACUGCUCGCCAACCCUUGAUAACAUGGGCUGCAAUACUGUAUCCCCGCCAUCCGAUACUACUUCAUAUGGCGAUUCCUUUAACGCUGAAGGCGGUGGUGUGUACGCUCUGGAGUGGGAUUCUGAAGACCUGAAAUUAUGGCAUUUCCCACGCUCUACGAUCCCCGAUGAUAUCUUGUACGCUCACGUCUUAGGACCUGACCCUUCUACCUGGGGACCACCCCACGCCGUUUUCGGCAGCCCUUCUUGCAGUCCUGAUAAAUACUUCUUCAACAUGAGUCUAGUAUUAAAUAUAAACUUCUGUGGCGAUUAUGCAGGCAAAAUCUGGGGUAAAACCGACCAGUGCAACCGUCUCGCCCCUACGUGUGAGGAAUUCGUUGCUGGGAAUCCAGAGAAUUUUCAAAGCGCUUACUGGGAUAUCAAUUUCAUCGAUGUAUAUCAAAUGGGACCGUUGUCAGACAUGACGAUACCGCCCCUUUCCACCAACACCACAUCCUUAAGUAUUUCAUCAACAGCUAGCGUAACAGAGGAACCAACCGGGGUUGUUCCAACUCAUACCCGCACCAUCACGUUAUCCACAGCAAAACCUACCGAGACUGGCGGCGCCGAGAUACAUCCAAGGGACACUAACAGCCACACUCUUCUGGGGUGUUUCCAGUCCCACGAGAACUACGAGCCAUUCUCGCAGGUUAAAUCGGCGGCAGAUAUGGACACCAAAUCAUGCGUCUCUGCUUGUGCUGGACACAAGUAUGCUGGUGUGCAGGGCGAUACGUGCUACUGCGCCGAUACACUUGGGGAAGCAAGCGGCGUUGAGAAUGAGAGAUGCAAUACGCCGUGUCCUGGAAACGGACACGAAAUGUGCGGCGGGCUCUUGGACUCAGCUUCGACACAAGCAUCGCCCAGCCACUCUCUCCUAACGAACUCCCCCGCAUCAGCACCUAAACUUCACCACCGUACCGCUAUGGACAACAUCUUACUAACAGUCUACGGAAACCUAUCCGACGACCCCGCGCCCCCGGCCGCACCCGCAAUGGGCGGCAGCCACUAUCACCCCUCAGUAAAGCCAGCGCAUAACGCGGCGGUAACAACUGACGUAACUAUAACAUACACAACCGUAUGUGCCUCGAACCCGGCAAAACUGGUAGAAGUAGAAUACCACACGACGGUAACAUACGCGCCAUGCACCUGCACCAAGACCCAACCCGAGGCAGUCUACUCGACGACCAAGGCCCCUCCCCCAGCAGCAGCCCUCGCCGCCAUACCCAUGAGGAUGUACAAGGCUACAUGUCAAGCAUGCGGUACGCACGGCGAGAGCACCGUGACGUUGACCGUGCCGGUAGCCGUGUACACAUCUAAGGUCGUCGUUACCGCUACGGCCGUGCAGACUGUCAUUCCUCUCGUCAGCAACGGAACCGGCCUCGCGAACGGGACGACUGCCGCCGUGGCGAUGGCUACCGUCACUCCCCCGCCUCCACCUAGCCCUCGACCCAGCAGCGGUAACGUAAAACCCCUCGUAGCUGCUGCCUCCCCUCGCAGCAAGACUUUGAGCGCCGCGCAAAUAGUUGGCUGGGGUGUGGCGGCGUGGGUUGGUCUAUUUGGGAUUAUGCUUAUCUUAUGAUGAAGUCUCCUUUCUAUGUUCUCUUUCCUUAUCUGAUUUCAUUUAUUCGGGUCGGUCGGUUGUCUACGUUUCCUUUCCUUUCCUUUCCUUUCCUUGGUCUCUUUUGAAUAACGUAGAUGGUGUGGAGUUCAUGGAAUCGGGGGAAGUCUGGCAUGAUUCGGUUUACAUCUAGAGGCUGCGGUCCGGCAGCAUGAUAACGAUGACGAAUUUCUGGGAGUAGGAUUCGGGUUGAAAGAUUUUAUGCUAUGUUCAAUUACCGGCUAGCCCGUGUAAAUAU